AAAGAGCUUUAGUAAUUUUAGGAGUUGGUCACACAUUAAACUCUCGUGAAUUGUGAUUUAAUAUUUUAAAAAAUUAAAUUAAGGCACCUAGAGAUUUUAAAUCACUUAAAGUCAAAGCAUUAAAAACAUAUAAAUACUUUGUCAGUUUUACUAACUGUUGAGACCACGAAUUACCUAAGAUUUUACUUUAAUUUACAGUUCUCAUUAAAAUGGUGCAAAAGGGACCUCGUCCUUUAGUUCUUUGUGGCCCGUCAGGUUCUGGGAAGAGUACAUUAUUAAAACGGUUGUUGAAAGAAUUCCCUGACAAGUUUGGUUUUAGCGUGUCUCACACAACGAGAGGACCACGACCCGGUGAGAAAGAUGGAGUUCAUUAUCACUUUAUCUCAAAGGAACAAAUGUUGUCGGCUGUUGGUAAAGGAGAGUUUAUUGAAACAGCUGUUUUUAGUGGGAAUAUGUAUGGAACAAGCAAGAAAGCUGUUGAAGAUGUUAGGCGUACAGGCAGAAUUUGUGUCCUUGAUAUAGAAAUUGAAGGAGUGAAGCAAAUAAAAAGAACUGACUUAGAUCCUUUGCUUGUUUUCGUUAUGCCACCAUCUAUUGAUGAGCUUGAGAGACGACUUCGUAAUCGCAAUACUGAACAAGAAGAUGCACUCCAAAAGAGAUUGGAACAAGCUCGCCAUGAGAUUGAAUAUGGUAAGGAGCCAGGAAACUUCCAUAUUCUUAUUCUCAAUGACAGUAUAGAGAAGGCAUACACAGAGUUGCGUGAUUUUAUUGGAAAAAACAUGAAUAAUGCAGUUGAAGAGAGAGAUGCUUCAUUGGACAAUUCUUUGGGGUCUAUGAAGACAACAGUUUAACACAUCAGGACAGAUAUGGAAUUUAAUGUGAAUGUUGAAAUAUUUUUGUUCCCUUAACCAAUUAUAAAUAUUUAAAGGUCAUUCCAUCUGAUGCUAAGUCAAUAAUGGCAUAUUUUACACUUAAUUUCAUUGUAACUAUACAGAAUACUUUAAAAUAUAUAUGAUGUACUAAAUUUAUAAUUAAAAUGUUUUCAAAAGUA
Molecule: messenger RNA, 1051 nt
Organism: Pieris napi
Lineage: Eukaryota; Metazoa; Arthropoda; Insecta; Lepidoptera; Pieridae
Product: guanylate kinase
Exons: 6
Coding region: 210-851 (213 amino acids)
Biological process (GO): purine nucleotide metabolic process
Cellular component (GO): cytosol
Molecular function (GO): GMP kinase activity
Source: RefSeq, a predicted model, not a curated record